Molecule: messenger RNA, 1242 nt
Organism: Cordyceps militaris CM01
Lineage: Eukaryota; Fungi; Ascomycota; Sordariomycetes; Hypocreales; Cordycipitaceae
Product: COP9 signalosome subunit 6 (CsnF), putative
Exons: 2
Coding region: 1-1242 (413 amino acids)
Biological process (GO): protein deneddylation
Cellular component (GO): COP9 signalosome
Molecular function (GO): protein binding; metallopeptidase activity
Source: RefSeq, a predicted model, not a curated record
AUGGAGGCUAGCAGUGCCAACCCCCUCAUUUCGAGCCAGAGGAGCUCGCAGCUCCAUGCUGUCCUCCAUCCGCUGGUGCUGCUUACAAUCUCCGACUAUAUUACGCGCCAUACUCUACGCCAACAGUCUGUACCAAUCAUUGGCGCCCUUCUUGGCCAACAGAAUGGUCGCGACAUCACCAUCGAACAUGCCUUUGACUGCCACCUGGUGGAAGCGCCAAACGAGGAGGGCGGCUACCUACUCGAUGGUGCCAAGUUCACUGGUAGACUAGAGCAAAUGACUACCGUUCACAAGGAUCGACAGCUCGACUUUGUCGGGUGGUACACGCUGCUGCCAGCAGAGGGGCCAACACCGACCAUCCUACCUAUUCACAACCAGAUUUUGCAAGGCUGGAACGAGUCUGCGGUUCUUCUGGGCUUCCACCCCCGGGAAGUUCUUAAUCACUCUUUUGGCGGCAAGCUGCCACUUACCAUAUACGAAAGCAACUACGAAGCGGACGAAUCAAAGUCCGACCACGAUGGUGAAGACAAGAAAAUGGAUGACGGAGAACCGCCUCUGAGACUCAGAUUCCGAGAAGUCCCGUACUCUGUUGAGACGGAUGAGACAGAGAUGAUAAGCAUGAACUAUAUCGCCAGUGGUGGGGGUAAUGCCGCCGCUGUUGCCUCCAAGGACGCGCAGCCAUCGCGAUCUGUAGAGUCAAACGGCAAGGGCAAGCGUCGUCUUGUCGAAAGUGAGCCAGAGGGCUCUGUCGAUAUUCCUCAGGACGAGGAAUCCGGUGUUACACUCACACGCGAAGAAGAGGAAACGCUCGCUGCCCUUACUGCCAAAGCCAACGCUGUCAAGAUGCUUCAAUCCAGGAUCCAGCUUCUUACCGCGUAUCUCGACAGUCUCCCAACCCCCUCGUCCAUUAAAGAGGCGGCAGAUGGAAGUUCCAUGGAUACCGACGCGUCUACAGUGACGCCUUCGUUGACAGUCUUGCGGGAGAUCAAGGCACUCACCGGCCGUCUCGGACUGGUGAUUCCCUCGGAUGACGAGUCUUUCAACAACGAAAUGGUCUCGGAGAAGAAUGAUGUUGAUACCAUCAACCUUUUAAGUACCCUCAUGCAGAGUAUCGUCCAGGUGCGCGAAGUGGGCAAGAAAUUCGCCAUCGUGGAUGGGUACAGGAACACACAACAGAGACGAGCGGAGUAUCCUGGUACGCCGACAUUUUCGCAUUCCAACACUAAUGACCUGCUCUUGUAA